AUGCAAAGUCGAGCGCAAAAGAUAGAUACCGGUGUUCCUAUAACAAUUAAGUUAAUAGAAUCUCGUAUGCAAGCAUAUUUUAGUAGGUUGCAAUCUAUUUAUGACGCUUCUAAUAAUAUAAGUACUUCUCAGCUACAAGAUACAUUUUUACGUUCUGCAUAUAAUAUCGAUCAGUUAAGGACAGACUAUCUUAAGUCAAUAGAAGAAUUAAAUUUGCUUAAAAUGCAGAAUGAUCCUGAAUUUUCUCCAGAUCAUAAUAUGUUCCUCGCGUUCGAGGAAAUUUAUUGUAUCAUAAAGUCUAUAGUUCAGCAGCUAAAAAGCCAUACUACACCGCCAUCUACAGAGAAGUCUAGAUUAAAUUUACCUCCUAUUAAUUUAAAAACGUUUGAUGGAGAAUUAAAAAAUUGGCCAUCAUUUUUUGAAUGUUUUAAUAACGCAGUACAUAAUAACACAAAUUUAAGUAAAUCCGAUAAGGUAUUUUAUCUGUCGGGUAUUCUUUCAAAGUCCGCGUUAACCGCUAUUUCUGGUAUACCGCCUACCGCAGAUAAUUACGAUUUAAUAUAUUCUACGCUGGUUGACAAAUACCAGGACAUCCGCACGCUUGCAAGUACAUAUUUACAACAAAUUAUAAGUUUAAAGCCGUUGACCACAGCCUCCGCUGAUGGUUUAAAUGUUUUCUUAGAUAAAUUUGCAGCAUCUGUAUGUGCAUUCGACAGAUUAAAUAUUUCAAACAAAAAAGAUUUUAUUUUUCUAUUUUUAGCAUUACAAAAGUUAGAUAAAGAAACUAUUCGUAACUUUGAACUUUAUGUUAGAAGUGAAAAAUUACCCACUUAUGAAUCUUUAGUUAAGUUUAUAAAGGAACAAGUAAAAAUUAUAGAACGUUCUUCGUCGAAUACUUUUAAUACUCCAUCCACUAGUAAAAACUCAUAUAGUAAAGGUUCUUCGUACUUCGCACCUAAACCGGUUAAUAAUGUUAAGCACACUAAAUCCUUUAUUACUUCCGAAUCAAAUAAUAAUUGUUGUCCAUUAUGCUUAAAAAUAGGUCACGAACAAUUUUAUCGCUGCCCUAAAUUUCUUAAAUUAACACCUAAAGAACGCUAUAAUAUUGUUAAAGAAAACAAUAGUUGCUGCAACUGCUUAAGUUUUAAUCAUAAAACAUUUUUAUGUAAAUCAAAUAAAUCUUGUAGUAUCUGUGAAUCUAAAACGCAUCACACUCUUUUACAUUUUCAUAAAAAUCUAACAUCGAGUCCCGCCUCAGGAAUCGAACCCCGACUCACCGCGGAACAAAACCCCGCUACGCACGCACCGCACACCGCUGAGUCAUCGGGCGCGACAAAUUACUCGCCUGCCAUAGCUAGCUCGUACGACGCGUCUCAUACAAUGCAACCGCUAUCAAUGUGUUCGAAUACGUUGUUGAGUUUACGCGACGCGCACACCGUGUUACUUGCUACGGCGCGCAUUGUCCUGCGCACCAGUGACGGUUACGAAUAUAUCGCUCGCGCUCUGAUUGAUAACGGAUCUAUGAAUGACUUUGUUACUAUUAAUCUUUGUAAGAAAUUAUCAUUAAAAAUUAAUUCACUUCCUGAGAAAGUUACUGUAAACGGAUUUGGUGGUUCUUCUAAGGAGGUUAAGGGACAAACAAAUAUUAAAUUUUACUCGCGUUUUGAUCGCAAUAUUUCUUUUAAUUUACAACCACUUGUUGUGGAAAAUAUUACGGACCGCAUUCCUACGUUACCUAUUGAUAGGUCGAUGUUAGCAUAUCUUUCCCGCACGCCACUUGCUGAUGAUACAUUCUCUGAUCCCGGUGAGGUCGAGAUGUUGAUUGGCGCUAAGUUAUUUACCCGCUUACUGCUGCCUGGCCGCGUCCAUGGACCUCCAGGUACCCCUACGGGGAUUCAAACUCCACUUGGAUUUAUUUUAAUGGGCGAUGCUCCUGUUAAGUGUCGCUCCCACCGCACCGCCGCUCCGCCCUCUCAUACGUUGUGUGCAUUUACCGGCCAGCCGUUAGAUGUACUGAUGAGAAGUUUUUGGGAAACUGAAGAAGUUUCCACUCCUCGCUCCGCCUUGCUUAGUCAUGAGGAGAAAGUAUGUGAAGAUCUAUACAAGUCUUCAACUACCCGCGAAGCAACAGGUACUUAUGUUGUUUCUCUGCCAUUUAAAACUAACCCCUCAGCUUUAGGUGACUCAAUGCAGAGUUCUAAAAGUAGAUUUUUUGCUUUGGAGAAGCGUUUUUUGCGCGAUCCAAAUUACCGCUCCGCUUACAAUAAUAUUAUUACUGAUUAUUGUGAUAAGGAUUACAUUUCUCCGAUAUCCGCAGACAGUAAGCUUCCUUCAUUAACUUACGUCAUUCCGCAUCACGGUGUAAUACGUGAAGAUAAAAUUACUACAAAAGUCCGCAUGGUCUUGGACGCUAGUGCACGUACUGAUACAGGGGUGUCACUAAAUGAUAUUUUAUUUUCCGGACCAAAUUUGCAAGCAGACUUGUUUAUAAUUUUGCUUAAUUUCCGCUUACUUCCAAUCGCACUGUGCGCUGAUGUCGAGCAAAUGUAUUUGCGUAUAAAGGUACAUCCACAGUUUUAUAAAUUUCAACAAAUACUUUAUCGCUUCAACACUUCUGAUCCUAUUCAGUUGUUUGAAUUUAAACGUGUUUGCUUCGGACUGACUUCCAGUCCAUUCCUAGCACUCCGCACGCUGCGACAACUCGCAGACGACGAGAAAAAUAAUUUUCCACUCGCCUCUGAAGUGAUUAAUGGUGGUUUUUUCUUCAUGGAUGACAUUUGUUGUUCCAUAAAUGAUGUGCACUCGGCGCAGAAGGUAGCCUCGCAACUUAUUGAUAUGUUCGCUGCUGGAGGUUUCAAACUCCAUAAGUGGUUAAGUAACUCGCCCGAAGUGCUCUCUUCUCUUCCGCAAAACCAUUUGCAUCCACAAUCACUCAAUUUUGCUUCAACCGCAACACAAAAGGUUUUAGGUGUAACAUGGGAGCCUCAUGAAGAUAAUUUUAAUUUUUUCAUUCGCCCCGCUGAGGUACCAUGUACUAAGCGAAAUAUGCUGUCUGUUAUAGCCCGUUUAUGGGAUAUAAUGGGUUUCGCUGCUCCUUUAAUUAUGUUCGCUAAGCUCCUAAUUAAAGAGCUUUGGUUAAUAAAGCUGGAUUGGGACGACGAGCCUCCAUCGCAUAUCCAAACCCAAUGGUCAAGGUUCCAAAGUGAACUUCCACUUUUAUCAAACUUAUCCCUCCCGCGUCACAUUGGCGUGACUCAUGGUUGCAACGCUGCACUCUUAGGGUUCUCAGAUGCUUCUGAGAUGGGUUAUGGAGCUGCACUUUAUGUUCGCGUACAAUCUGAAGACGGAGUUUCUGUACGCCUAUUGUGCGCAAAGUCAAAGGUUGCACCUGUUCAAACGAUAAGUCUGGCUAGGUUAGAACUUAUGGGAGUACAUUUAAUGUCUAAAUUGAUUCACGUCGUUCUUAAAGCCUAUGACAAUCGCUUUAUAUUUAAUAAUUUUUUUGCCUUUUGUGACUCAACUAUUGUUCUUAACUGGAUUAAUUCCAGUCCGCACCGCUUAAAAACCUUUGUAGCUAACCGCGUUACUAAAAUUCAAGAAUGUUUAGAUGUUCAAAACAUUUAUCACAUUUCGGGAAAGGAAAAUCCCAGUGAUUGUUUGUCGCGUGGUUUAACUCCAGCACAACUUAUUUCGCAUACUCUAUGGUUUAACGCACCGCCUUGGGUCCACCAAGACAUUUCUCAGUGGCCUAUUAAGCCCUUUAUAUGUGUUGAAUCCGCCCAGGAGUUACCUGAAUAUAAGGCAGUCGUUCUGUCAAAUGUUUUACCGCCUUCCAAUAAAGAAAACUCUACAUUAACUACGUUGACUGAACGGAUUUCUAGUUGGUCAAAAUUACUUCGUGUGUUUACUUAUGUAUUGCGAUUUUCGAAACGCUUAAAAACGCGAGGUAGUAUUACCGCGGAAGAUUUAAAUAAAUUGGAAAACUUUAUAGUUCGCUCCGUUCAGGCCGCUCAUUUUUCGGAUUUAUUAAAACUAUUACAAGCUGGCAAGCAACCACCUCUCUCGAUGCGUAAACUGAGACCGUUUUUGUUCGAGGAUGUUAUACGAGUCGGCGGUCGAUUAGAGAAUAGCGAUUUAACCUUUGAUCACAAACAUCCUAUUCUUUUGCCUUCUAAACAUAAAAUAACCGAUCUUAUCAUCGAUUAUGUUCACCGCACCGCUUGUCAUGCUGGACCACAACAUGUGAUUUCUUUGCUUCGGCAAAGGUAUUGGAUAUUAUCCGCUCGUCGCACUGUACGUGCGAAAAUUCACUCUUGCAUCGCAUGUUUCAGAGCACGCCCUAAGCCUGCUCAGCCGCCGGUUAUGGCUAACUUACCCACCUGCCGCUUAAAAAUAUCCAAAGCUUUUGCGCACACCGGUGUUGAUUACGGUGGACCGCUUAUGAUCACUUUGACUAGGAGACGUGGUAUAAAAAGCCAAAAGGCUUAUUUAUGCGCUUUCGUGUGCCUGACUACUCGUGCAGUGCAUAUCGAGGUUGCCACCGAUUUAAGUACCGACGCUUUUUUGAAUGCUUUCAAAAGGUUUAUUUCUCGUCGCGGUCCUGUCGAAAGGAUUUAUUCGGAUCAUGGUACAAAUUUCGUUGGUGCAAAAUCAUAUGUAACAGAAAUUCAGCAUUUUUUAAAGUCUAACGCUUUCAGUGAAGAUUUUAAAACAGAAUUAGCUAAAAAUCGCAUUUCUUGGGAAAUGAUUCCACCUAACGCUCCCCACUUCGGUGGUGGAUGGGAAGCGACCAUUAAAUCUUUUAAAACGCAUCUUUUUCGAGUGAUUGGUUCGCAGAUCCUUACUUACGAAGAGCUCUUAACCGUACUCUGCCAGAUCGAGGCAAUUCUUAAUUCAAGGCCGUUAGGAAUACUCAGUGAAGAUCCUGCGGAACCUUUACCUCUUACCCCUGCACAUUUUUUAAACACGACGCCUUUGGCUUAUCUUCCAUCACCUAACGUGGAAACGGAUAAACCAAAUUUACUAUCGCGCUUUAUGCUGCUUGACGGACUGGUCCGUUCCUAUUGGCGAAGGUGGAGUGAUGAAUAUUUACACACGCUCCAGAUUCGGCAAAAAUGGAAUACGGAUGUACCGAAGGUGUAUAAGGGAAUGAUAGUGCUGAUUAUGCGAGAUAAUAGCCCUCCAUUGCAUUGGCCAUUAGGUAUUAUAAGUGAGACGAUUGAAGGUAAAGACGGUCACGUUAGGAUAGCUUUAGUUAAAACUAAAACUGGUACAUUGAAGCGUCCUAUUGUUCGCCUCUGUCCUUUACCCAAUAUUUACUAA
This is a messenger RNA of Melitaea cinxia (Glanville fritillary), 5322 nucleotides long. RefSeq lists its product as uncharacterized. The transcript has a single exon. The record is from RefSeq and is a predicted model, not a curated record. The coding region runs from base 1 to 5322 and encodes 1773 amino acids. NCBI's taxonomy places the organism in Eukaryota, Metazoa, Arthropoda, Insecta, Lepidoptera, Nymphalidae. Gene Ontology annotation, molecular function: nucleic acid binding. Gene Ontology annotation, biological process: DNA integration.